AUGUCCGUCCUCGAGAAACUCCCCUGUUCCUUGCCGAACACGCCCGUGCCAGAGGACAUCGAUGUGUCGGGCGUUGCAAAGGGGUUUGAGCGGAUCUUGCAAGAUCUGAAUUCGUCCAACCUGACCACAAAUGCCAUCUGGAGAGAUGUCUUCGCCUUGACAGGUUCCACCCGAACGUUCUAUUUGGCGGACACAGUCUCGGAAAAAUGGACCUCGUUGACAAGACUGUUGGAAUGUGGUGCUUUCGAAUACAAACAAGGCUCGGCGAAGACUAUGCGAAUGGGGGAUGAAUCAGCCUGGGUUGAAGCCCGAUACACUUUUGAGGUGAUAGCCAAACCUGCAAGGACUUGCACUGCAAUGCUAUCUCUGGUCCUAGAAGCCGGCGAGUGGAAGAUCUGGGUCAUUCGCACGAUUCUUGAUCAGCUGAGAGGCCAUCCGAAUGUCGACCGUCUAAACCCAGACCCAACAUCCAUUGCAGCAGGUCAGUCAGCAGCUGGCAGCACGAGCGAAGCCAACAAUUUCGAAUGCGCCAUUAUCGGAGCAGGCCAGGCAGGCCUCAGUGUCGCGGGAAGACUGAAAGCCCUCGGGGUUUCGUACGUUGUUUUGGAGAAGAACCAAGCGGUCGGUGAUAACUGGCGGCUACGAUACGAGUCAACGAAGCCACACCUACCUUUCGAUCGGACGUUUCCGGAUCACUACCCAGUCUUCCUAACCAAAUAUGACCUCGCCAAGGGCUACAGUGACUGGGCUGGAAAGUUUGGCAUUAAUGUUUGGCUUGGGACAACCCUCCAGUCCGGGCAAUGGCACGCCGACCAGAAAGUGUGGGACUUGAGGCUAUUACGAAAUGGAAAAGAGACAGCUGUCAAAGCUACACAUGUCGUAAUGGCGGUGGGCGCAGGGGGUCAGAUCCCCGUGAUGCCCACAUAUCCCGGAGCUGACAAAUUCCGCGGCGUUAUAUUGCACUCGGGCGAGUACGACUCCGCCGGGGCAUGGAAAGGGAAGAACGGCAUUGUGGUCGGCACGGCUAAUACAGCGCACGACGUUGCCGACGAUAUGCUAGAGGCCGGCCUGAGUUCCGUAACGAUGGUCCAGCGGUCGCCGACUUAUGUACUUCCAUGUGAAUACUUCCUGAAGAUAACCGAAGAUACCUACAACACCACUUCCGACACCGACAAUUCCGAUAUGAUGAGCUUGACGGGUCCACUGGCUGUAGCUCGGCUCAUGAGCAACAUUGCGCUGAAUGGAAUGGCACGUGCCGAGCCAGAUCGGUUCGACGCACUGGAAAAGGCCGGUUUCAGGGUCAUCCGCUACGGGGAUAUCAUAUACCAACUCUUUGAGCGAUUCGGAGGCCACUAUAUGGACGUCGGGGCAUCAGCAAAGAUUGCCAAGGGAUUGAUCAAGAUCAAAUCGGAUGCUCUACCCACUUCCUACACCGAGGACGGCCUGCUCUUCGAUGACGGGACGGAGCUCAAGGCCGAUGCGAUCGUCCAUGCGACCGGAUUCGUUGGCAACUUGAGGGACGUCGUCCGUGACAUUUUUGGCGACGAGGUCUCUGCCCGCGUGGAGGACUUUUGGGGCCUCGAUUCGGAGGGGGAAAUCAAAGGCGCUUUCAAGGCCUCAGGACAACCGCAGCUUUGGUUCCACGGCGGGCCAUGUGGCCAUGCGCGCUACUUCUCUCGUUUCGUGGCAUUACAGAUCCGUGCUGAACUGGAUGGUGUUCCUUUGCUAGGCAGAAAUUAA
Phialemonium atrogriseum is the source of this 1740-nucleotide messenger RNA. RefSeq lists its product as uncharacterized. The transcript has 9 exons. NCBI's taxonomy places the organism in Eukaryota, Fungi, Ascomycota, Sordariomycetes, Cephalothecales, Cephalothecaceae. The coding region runs from base 1 to 1740 and encodes 579 amino acids. The record is from RefSeq and is a predicted model, not a curated record. Gene Ontology annotation, molecular function: flavin adenine dinucleotide binding; NADP binding; N,N-dimethylaniline monooxygenase activity.